Messenger RNA from Trichoplax adhaerens, 1119 nucleotides. RefSeq lists its product as hypothetical. The record is from RefSeq and is a predicted model, not a curated record. Gene Ontology annotation, cellular component: intracellular membrane-bounded organelle. The coding region runs from base 1 to 846 and encodes 281 amino acids. The transcript is spliced from 14 exons. Gene Ontology annotation, molecular function: RNA binding; peptidyl-prolyl cis-trans isomerase activity. Gene Ontology annotation, biological process: protein folding; protein peptidyl-prolyl isomerization. NCBI's taxonomy places the organism in Eukaryota, Metazoa, Placozoa, Uniplacotomia, Trichoplacea, Trichoplacidae.
AUGGCGAAUAAACGAACCUUAUAUGUUGGUGGUUUGGCCGAGGAAGUAGAUGAAAAAGUUUUACAUUCUCUAUUAAUUCCUUUUGGAGAUAUUGUCGAUGUUCAGAUACCUAUGGAUUAUACAACACAGAAGAACCGAGGAUUUGGCUUUGUAGAGUUUGAGCAAGCUGAGGAGGCCGCAGCUGCUAUGGACAAUAUGGAUGAAGCUGAAUUGUAUGGAAGAACGAUACGUGUUAAUAUUGCAAAACCUAUGAGGAUCAAAGAAGGCUAUAGCAGAGCAGUUUGGAGUGAAGAUUCUUGGUUGAAAGAACAUGCAGGUAUAGCAACUGCUGAAGAGACUGAUGCUAAGCGUCGAUCAAACCCUCGUGUAUACUUUGAUAUCAAAGUAGGUAGCAAGGCCUGCGGAAAAAUUAUUAUGGAGUUAUAUUACGACGUAGUUCCGAAAACUGCUGAAAAUUUUAGAGCCCUAUGUACCCAUGAAAAGGGAUUUGGAUACAAAGGAAGUAAAUUUCAUAGAAUCAUUCCACAAUUCAUGUGCCAAGGUGGCGAUUUUACGAACCAUAAUGGCACAGGAGGUAAAUCGAUAUAUGGUGCAAAAUUUGCUGAUGAAAAUUUUACAUUGCGUCACGAUGGACCGGGUACGUUGUCUAUGGCAAAUAGUGGCCCGCAUACCAAUGGAUCACAAUUUUUUAUUUGUACCGCCAAAACUGAUUGGCUAGACGAUAAACAUGUUGUAUUUGGCAAAGUUAUUGAGGGGAUGAAUAUUGUACGUCAAAUGGAGAACGUUGGUUCAACAUCUGGUAAAACUAGUCAAAGAGUAGUCAUUGCAGACUGCGGUGAACUGUAAGAAUGUAAUAUUUGGUAUACAAAAUUGGCCUAUCUAUGUUCCAUUGUAUACUCUGUCACGAGUAUCUGCAACGCACGAAUCUUCACGGCUUUUCUGUAAUUUUUCAAUGAUCUGACUGCUGUACCACUCCUUGUAGUAUUUUGUCGAAAUCUGUAAAUGUCUUACACUGUACGCGGUAUGAAGUAGCCCAUGUUUUCAUAGUAACUAAUUUAAAUAUUUUAUACACGCAACAAUCGUAAUCUAAUGAUAGAUUGUUAUUAGUUGAGCCAUAAC